This is a messenger RNA of Amoebophrya sp. A25, 1415 nucleotides long. The record is from the annotation of a GenBank genome assembly. Lineage: Eukaryota; Dinophyceae; Syndiniales; Amoebophryaceae.
AUGCCACCUCUUCGAAGAAAAAUGGCAAAGCCCUCAUGGAGGCUGUCAAGCCUCGCAGUUGGAUCUGUCAUCGCCGUGGCAGAUAUGGCUACAGUCGUCGUUCCGCCUAAUGCCGAGACAAGGCUGUUGUUGCAGAGAGAAGAUGUGGACGUUGUAGAAAGGGUGAGAAAUGUGAAAGACACAAGAAAAGAAACACACACGAAGGAAGUGGAGGAUAAGGAGGAAGUGACAAGAGACAGACAGCAUCCACAUGCUUCUGGAAUAAAAGAAGUUUCGUCGUCUGGCUCUUCAUCUUCAGGAUCAGGCACGCACCAGGAAGCAACAACAGUAAAAACUGCAUCUGUUGUGAACAAGAAGCAUGCUGCAUUCCAACAGCAACAAGUACACCAAGAUGAAGAAGUGGCAGAAGAUGGAAGUGACGUACCGCACAACGCAGAAGAUGGAAGUGGCCAGCACCAACAUCUCAAAGACACUAGGACUGCGGAAGCGAUGAUCUCUAAAACAGGCACAUCUAAUAUUUCUUUGAAUAAGCUAAUUUUUUAGAGUAAGUUGUGAUAUGACCAGAACAUAUUCUACAGUGCCUGUGCCGCAAUACCUGCAACCAGUCCAAGUACUUUUGAAUGCCUCCAUCACGACCACCAACGAUUUCAGCUACUUCAUCUGGCAGUGUCAGCGACACUAGUGGUGAUGCAGCUACGGAUAGUGACGAUGCAGCAACGACAGAACCCGAAGGUGCUGCAACAAAUAGCACUGAGGCAGCGGAAGAAACUACAGUAGAAGCAGCAGGUGGCGGAAACUUAUGAGUCAACUGAUACAUAGUAAAAUUGUUUCCUUAAUAUAGAUGAUGAUGGUAAUAACAUUUUUGCCAAGGAAUCUAGCACUACUAACUAGGUUCAAAUCUCGUAAUCAGACUCUUGUGAGAACAUUGAUCUCCCUAGAAUCCAUGGACCAUCAUCUCUCUAAUCUAGUAACAUUGAUCUCCCUCCACUCCUGUGAUAUAUACAGAAACAGGAAAUAGACAGAAACAGUGACACCUCCCAGAGCAUCAGCAUUCAACAGCUAGACAUACUGCAAUGUGAUAGUGGCUACAGUGGUUCAUCAUCUCGUCUCUAAUCCUUCCGAUGAUGUACGUGGGAGUAUUUGGUGGUCUCGUUGUUCUUGGUGGUUGCGCUGCACUGGCGAUGAUGAAUAAAGGUGCAGAGAAAAAGCAGAAAGACGAAGAAGAAGACGACCUAAUUUAAGGGUAGGUUAAAGGUGCUUUUGUUACCGCUUGUUAUGGCUCUCCUAAGGGGGACAGCCAUAACAAGCGGGAUAAACGAACACCAAAAACCUACCGCUAACUAAUCGAGGAGAGUGACAACGACAACUUCUAUCCGGAAGAGAACGACGGUGGAGAUGGCUCACCAGCAUUCUAG